Molecule: messenger RNA, 3178 nt
Organism: Acanthopagrus latus (yellowfin seabream)
Lineage: Eukaryota; Metazoa; Chordata; Actinopteri; Spariformes; Sparidae
Gene: ftsj3
Product: FtsJ RNA 2'-O-methyltransferase 3
Exons: 21
Coding region: 127-2691 (854 amino acids)
Biological process (GO): maturation of LSU-rRNA from tricistronic rRNA transcript (SSU-rRNA, 5.8S rRNA, LSU-rRNA); maturation of 5.8S rRNA from tricistronic rRNA transcript (SSU-rRNA, 5.8S rRNA, LSU-rRNA); rRNA methylation
Cellular component (GO): nucleolus; preribosome, large subunit precursor; nucleus
Molecular function (GO): rRNA (uridine-2'-O-ribose)-methyltransferase activity; rRNA (guanine) methyltransferase activity
Source: RefSeq, a predicted model, not a curated record
CUGUGACGUCGAAUAUGUGCGCCGGUACCGCCACACGUGUUGUUUCCAUGGACGUUUGAGUGCUUUAGGUUGGGAGAGUGUGAUAUUUCUGUGUUAGCGUAAAAGUGUAAAACCGCCGCGACAAACAUGGGGAAGAAGCUCAAAGUUGGAAAGACCCGAAAAGACAAAUUCUACCACCUGGCCAAAGAAACAGGUUAUCGAUCUCGUUCAUCCUUCAAACUCAUCCAGCUCAAUCGUAAAUUUCAAUUUCUACAGAAAGCCAGAGCUCUGGUCGAUCUGUGUGCUGCUCCUGGAGGAUGGUUGCAGGUGGCGUCCAAGUUUAUGCCAGUAUCAAGUCUCAUUAUUGGUGUUGACCUGGUGCCCAUCAAGCCCAUCCCCAACGUGGUAACGCUGCAAGAAGACAUCACCACUGACAAAUGCCGAACGGCUUUGCGAAAGGAACUGCAAACUUGGAAGGUCGACGUUGUGUUAAACGACGGAGCCCCAAAUGUGGGAGCCAACUGGCAACAUGACGCCUUCUCACAAGCUCAUUUGACCCUCAUGGCCCUGAAGUUGGCCUGUGACUUCCUAAACAAAGGUGGCACCUUUGUCACCAAGGUCUUCCGCUCCAAAGACUACCAGCCACUGCUUUGGAUCUUCCAGCAGUUCUUCAAGAAGGUGCAGGCCACCAAGCCGCAGGCAUCCAGGAAUGAGUCUGCUGAGAUCUUCGUCAUCUGUCAGGGCUACCUUGCCCCCGACAAAAUCGACAAUAAGUUCUUUGACCCUAAACAUGCGUUCAAAGAGGUGGAGGUGCAGGCAAAAACUGUGAGGGACCUGAUGCCUGUAAAGAAAGCAAAGGCGGAGGGAUACACAGAUGGUGAUAUGACACUUUACCACAGCUUCACAGUGACGACCUUUCUGAAAGCUGACAACGCUAUUGACUUCCUGGGCAAAGCCAGCGCGAUCACCUUUGACAAUGAUGAUCUGGAGUCUCACCCAGCCACCAGUGAAGAGAUUAAAGAGUGCUGUCGUGACAUCAAAGUAUUGGGCCGCAAAGAGCUCCGCCUGCUGCUGAACUGGAGAUCCAAGCUGAGGAAGUAUCUUGUCAAAAAACUAAAGACGGAGGCCAAACAGCUUGACAAUGACAUCACUUUAAGUUCUGAUGAAGAAGCGGCUGAUGCAGAGGAAGAACCGGACAAGGAGAAAAACGAGAACAAGGAGGAGGAGAACGAGGAAGAAGAGAUGGAGAAGAAACUGGCUGAGCUGAAAGCUGAGGAGGUGGCUGAACUCAAACGGAAGAAGAGGAAGCUGCUGAAGGAGCGGAGGAAGCAGAGAGAGAGGGUGGAGCUGAAGAUGGACCUGCCUGGCGUCUCCAUCGCAGAUACCAACGACUCUUCCAUGUUCUCCCUCAGCACCAUCAAUAAGCAAAAGGCACUGGCUGAUCUAACCAAAGGUGACAUGCAGAUAGCGGACGACCUGGUUGAAGGAGACGAUGACCUCCACCUGUCUGACGAAGAGGAUGAUGAGGCGGAUAAAAUGUCCCUUGCUUCUGAUUUAGACGACGAUGACAUGGAGGAGGUGGAGCAAAGGCAGAAAGAGCUGGAGAAGAAAGCACCAAAGAAGAAAGUAAAGUUCGCUGGAGAAGAGGAGGAGGAGGAGGAUGAAGGGCAGGGAAGUGGCCUGCUGGUGGAACUAGAAGGAAAGGAUGUGAAGAAGGAGCGAGAGACGAACCUGUGGUUCAGCAAGGACAUCUUCUCUGAGAUCGACCUGGAGGGAGACGUAGAGUGCGAGCUCCAACAGUCAGAGUGGCUUCAGAGCAAACAAACGGGCAAAGGUAAAAAGAGGAAAGCUGAAGAGAAGGCGCAGGAGGAGGAGGAGGAGGAGGAGGCUGCUCCGCCGGAAGAAGAAAAGGCGGCACCUGCACAGGAAGCUGUAGAGGAGGGUGACAGCGACUCUGAUGACAGCAGCGAUGAUGAGAAGGAGAUCUCCAGGAUGAAGCAGGCCAAGGGGAUUGGUGGGAUGUCAGGAGCUGCCAAUGAAGAUGAUUUCCAAGUAGUUCCUGUAGAAAGCACAAGUAAGAAAGCCAGGAUCCUGGAUGCAGAAGGCCUCGCCCUGGGCUGUGAGAUCGCCACGUCGAAGAAGAGAGCCAGGGACCUGAUGGACGGCUCCUUCCACAGGUUUGCUAGCUCGGAGGAGCCGUGGGAGGUACCGGAGUGGUUCCUGGACGACGAGCGGAAACACAGGAAGAAGCCGGUGCCGGUCACCAAGGAAAUGGUGGAGGAGUACAAACAAAAAUGGAAGGAGAUCGAUGCCCGGCCCAUCAAACGAGUCGCUGAGGCCAAGGCCAGGAAGAAGAGGAGGAUGCUGAAGAAGAUGGAGCAGGCGAAGAAGAAAGCAGAAGCUGUUGUUAAUACAGUGGACAUCUCUGAGAAAGAAAAGAUGUCUCAGUUGAAGAGUAUCUACAAGAAAGCUGGCAUUGGGAAGGAGAAGAGAGAAGUAACAUACGUUGUGAGCAAAAAGGGAGCCGGCAAGAAGGUGAGACGUCCCGCCGGCGUCAAGGGAGCCUUCAAAGUGGUGGACAGUCGCAUGAAGAAAGACAUGCGGGGAAUGCAGAGGAAAGAACAACGCAGUAAAGGAAAAGGUGGCAAAGGAAAGGGCGGAAAGUCAAAGGGUGGCAAAGGAGGGAUGAAGAGUGGUAAAGGACGGAAAUGAAGACAAAUUUGAACUAGCCCUGCCUUUCUAACCAUGCCUGGUCUUAUGUUCCAGUUAUGGAGCUUUGUGAGCUCAGAUUCCUGCCACAAUUUGGGCUUCUUGUACAGAGAAGCCGAUGAGAGAGAAGCCCCUCUUUUUAGCAACCUUUGCUGAGGUUCCUUCAGCUCCUGGACACUUGAGAUAGAGGGGUAUUUAAAUGCUGGUGUUCUGUGCACGUCUUUCUGAAGAUGUAGAUUAUUUGCCUUGGAGCUCCAUGAAUGGAGUGGCUUCACUCAACUCUAAAUCACAGUAAAACAAGUUAAACAUAAUAACAAAUGGGUUCUAAGGAAUUGUUUGUAUUGAUAUUGUAAAUAUUAUAUACACAUCUUUACAAUAAAUGUCUUGUUUUAACAAGUUGUUUAAUCAUUCUGUUUUUCCAUUGAUUUAAAGAAAUGUGGGUUUGUUUUUCAGAUGCUUAAUUUCCUAAUAAAAGAUUUGGACUUUUUUA